Rhodotorula toruloides NP11 is the source of this 1296-nucleotide messenger RNA. Its product is annotated as methylthioribose-1-phosphate isomerase. The record is from RefSeq and is a predicted model, not a curated record. Lineage: Eukaryota; Fungi; Basidiomycota; Microbotryomycetes; Sporidiobolales; Sporidiobolaceae. The coding region runs from base 1 to 1296 and encodes 431 amino acids. Gene Ontology annotation, molecular function: S-methyl-5-thioribose-1-phosphate isomerase activity. The transcript has 5 exons.
AUGUCCCCGACUCCUGUGGACGACGCACCGGUCCUGGGCGCCUUCCGCAUUACUGGCGGGCGCUCGUUCUACGACACGGCGUCUGUCGAGAUCAUCGACCAGCUUUUACUGCCCCACCAGGAGGUCUGGGAGGAGGUCUCGACGAUUGAGGGAGCUUUCGACGCGAUCAAGACGAUGAAGAUCCGCGGCGCACCAGCAAUCGCAUCGCUCGCCUCGCUCGGAAUCGCCGCAGAGCUCCUUAACCUCCUCAACAACCGUCCUUGCCCCUCUUUCCCUGCUGCCACCCUCUCUGCCCCUCCUGCCGAGCUUCUCAAGCUCCUCCUCGACCGAACCGCCUACCUCCUCACCUCCCGCCCAACCGCCGUCAAUCUCCGCGAAGCCCUUUCCCGCAUCGAAGCCUCCGCAAAGGCAGAAGCGUCGGCCCAGGGCGCGACUGCCGAGUCGCUCGCGAAGAAAGUCAUUGAUGUUGCGGUCGGUGUCUGGGUUGAGGACAAGGAGAGGUGCGAGAAGAUUGGGAAGAACGGCGCCAAGUGGAUCUUGGAGAAGCUUGAGCGGGAGGGGACGAUUCAGAAGGGCGAGAAGAUUGCGGUUCUUACGGUCUGCAACACCGGCUCGCUCGCUACUUCUGGCUACGGCACCGCGCUCGGCGUCAUCACCUCGCUUCACAAGCAAAACCGCCUCGAGCACGCCUACUUUGCCCAAACCGGCCCCUACCAGCAAGGCGCGCGCUUGACGGCUGUCGAGUUGGCGAGUCUUGGUGCGCCGAACACGAUGGUGUGCGAUACGGCUAUUGGAGCGUUGUUGGGCGAGAAGAGGGUGCAUUUGUUUGUUGCGGGCGCCGACCGCAUCGCCUCGAACGGCGACACGGCCAACAAGAUCUCGACCUACCAGAUCUCGCUCCUCGCUCACCACCCUCACCCGCACUCGCCUAACCCUCCCGUGCCCGUCCUCGUCGCCGCACCCCUCACCACUCUCGACCUCUCCAUGCGCUCUGGGCGAGAAAUCGAGAUCGAGCAACGUCCUUCCUGGGAAGCCUGCACGGUGCGCGGACGGGUCGUCGAUCCCGCCAAGGUCGCGAAGGGGCAGAUGGUCUCCCCCGCGAAGGAGGGCGAAAAGGUUCAGGUCGAGACGGUGCUGGUUACGCCGCCCGGAACUAACGCGUGGAACCCGGCUUUCGAUGUCACGCCUGCGAGCUUGAUUGAGGGGAUUGUUACGGAGGUUGGGGUGGCGGAGAAGAAGGAGGGGGAGAAUGAGUAUGACUUGAGGGCGUUCGUGGAGGAGAAGACGAAGGCGUAG